UUGGCCAGUAGUACAAUGUUCACCUUAUUUUGGGGAGGUGACGUGUUUGCACCAAAUUCACUCUAUGAUGGAGUUAAUGUCAAAGAGUUUCUUCAAGAAAAAUACGUAAAUUGUUACAAACAUUUGGCAAGGCGGAUUCAACAUUUAGAAGCAGUGAUGGGAUUUGAGCUCAUGAAUGAACCUCACCCCGGGUAUAUCGGUCUUUCCGAUUUCCAUCGCUAUGACGCUGGUACAACGCUUGUUUUCGGCGAUUCUCCAAGCGCUUUACAAUCUUUUGCUCUGGGGGAUGGACUUACGCAGGAAAUUGAGGUGUGGAUUAGGUCUUGGCCAUUUCCCACUCGCAAACAUUCUACCCGGCUUGUGAACGAAGAAGGAGUGUCUGCUUGGAUAAAUGGAGAGUGUAUUUGGAAAAAACAUGGAUUGUGGGAUGUCGAUUCCAAAACAGGAAAGCCAAGAAUUCUGAACGCCAAUUAUUUUAAAAGGCAUCCUAAAACCGGUGAAAAUGUGAAUUUUUAUAAAGAUUUCUACCUUCCCUUCGUACGGAGGUAUUCCGAAGCUAUACAAAGUGUAAAGAGCGACUAUCUGAUUUUUGUGGAGCCCAUACCCAAUGAACCUCCACCAACAUGGACCUCCUCUGAUCAUCACGAAAAUAUAGUUUAUGCACCUCAUUGGUAUGAUUUGGAAUCAUUAUUCAAAAAAGCUUUUAACGGUAGGAUUACUCAUGAUGUGCAACGUCUAACACGGGGUCCUCAGCACAUUGUGUCUGCAACAUAUUUCGGAAUCUCCGGUGCGAAAAAGAACUAUUUUGGCCAAGUUCGAAAUAUCGUUAAAAAUGGUCUUAAAAAUGUGGGUGAAAAACCAUGCGUCAUAGGCGAAUGUGGAAUACCUAUGGACAUUAAUGACAAGAAGGCUUUCGAGACCGGUGACUACACGCACCAUAUUAAUUUCUUGGAUGCUGUAUUGAGUGCCAUGGAAAAAAACCUUGUGAACUUUACAUUGUGGAAUUAUAAUCCAUUAAAUGAUAAUGCGCACGGCGAUCAUUGGUAUGGUGAAGAUUUUUCAAUAUUUUCUCCGCUACCUUCCAAACCUGUAGUUUCAGAGCAUUUAAAGUCUCGCACGCAAAAAGAGUUGUCUAUUAAAACGUCUAUGCUUGAGGAUCAACAAAAUACAGAAGUUUGUGCCGAAUGCACUACCACCAGUCCAACAUCCCCUUUCAAUCUAAAUUCAUGGGAACUCAUGGAACAAGAGAACCAUUAUGAUCCGUCUCACCACGCUGGUGGGCGAGUCUUAGAUGCUGUUUUGCGUCCCUACGCUGCCAAAUUUCCUGGUAUACCACAAACUAUGUCGUUCAACUUGGAAACCAAGGAGUUCAUUUUCAAAUUCACGAAUUUUCCAUCGUCACAACCGAUCAAUAGUGAUUUUUCUAACAUUGUGGCUCCUGAAGUCGAAAUAUUUAUACCGAAUUACCAUUAUAAAAAAUCAGGACUUGAUAUUCGUGUUUCAGAUGGUGAUUGGCGAUAUGUUAGAAGCGGACAGACUUUGUAUUGGAGAGUCAGGGAUUGGUCUACGGAAGGCUUGGUUCAUUCAUUGAGAAUCAGGGUAGUUGAUAAUACCAAUCAAAAGAUUAUGCCGACGUCAGGAAGUGUGAAUCUUUCUGAUUUUAGCAAGAGUACCUUUGAUUCUAACGAAUUCAAACAUUACAAUACGAGUGUUAUAUUAGUUUUGGUAGUGACUUUGUUCCUAGCCAUGUGUUCUCCAACGGAAAUAAUGUUUUGGGCUAUGGGCAAGGAUAUAUUUUAA
Messenger RNA from Acaulospora morrowiae, 1800 nucleotides. Lineage: Eukaryota; Fungi; Glomeromycota; Glomeromycetes; Diversisporales; Acaulosporaceae. The record is from the annotation of a GenBank genome assembly.